CUGACCUCUCCUAGAGGAACCACCCUUCCCAGGCCAACUUCUUUCUCUUCUACUCACCACUCUUCGCUUGCCCCUACCGAGGAGACCACCGUUACCUUCUGGGAGAGCAGUACUUCGGCUGAGGUCGAAGGAACUGCGGCUGAGUUCAGCAACCCGCCACUCUCUUCGGCAACAUCUCCUACUUCUGCGCAGUUGAGUACCUCGACUCUUGAGGUGAGAGCUUCCACGCCAAAGAGCCCGCCUCUCACGGUGGAGACCGGUGUGACGUCUCUUGAAAGUCAAACCACACCAACCAUCAGCAAGGGUUCUUCCACGAAGGCUGAGCUGACUUCAGCAGAAGCGACCGGAACACCCUCUCCAGCAUCUGAGUCUCCCCUGCCCACGUCGCUUUCCAUGCAGACUGUACCCUCUCGGGCUCGGACCUCGCCGCCAUCAACCCCUCCGGAGACCACCGUUGCGUCCCAAAGCACAAGUUCUUCUAGUCGGGCAGAAUCCACCACAGCCGAAGGAGGCACCACGUCUUCGCUCCUUUCUGCACGCUCAAGCACUGCAGUGCCAGAAAGCACAUCCUCUGCAGAGUCGGUGGCUUCAAUUGGCACCACGACCGCCUCUGUUGGCACCACUGAGGAAACCUCCGUCCAGCGUCCAACCACUCCCUCCCUCGGCCAAUCUUCUGCCACGCCGUCGGAGACAACGUCACUGCAAGAGAGCACAACCCCUCGGCCGCAUUCCGCCUCUUCCAUGACCAAACAGGAGCUGAGCUCUGCUAGUGGAACCACCCGUCCCAGGCCAACUUCUGUCUCUUCUACUCACCACUCUUCGAUUGCCCCUACCGAGGAGACCACCGUUACCUUCCGGGAGAGCAGUACUUCGGCUGAGGUCGAAGGAAUUGCAGCUGAGUUCAGCAGCCCGCCACUCUCUUCGGCAACAGCUCCUACUUCUGCGCAGUUGAGUACCUCGACUCUUGAG
Messenger RNA from Pseudonaja textilis, 969 nucleotides. The record is from RefSeq and is a predicted model, not a curated record. Lineage: Eukaryota; Metazoa; Chordata; Lepidosauria; Squamata; Elapidae.